Molecule: messenger RNA, 468 nt
Organism: Pyricularia grisea
Lineage: Eukaryota; Fungi; Ascomycota; Sordariomycetes; Magnaporthales; Pyriculariaceae
Exons: 1
Coding region: 1-468 (155 amino acids)
Source: RefSeq, a predicted model, not a curated record
AUGUCUACCAUCUCAAGCCCAACCGCCACUCAGCACAUCCAGCGUGAUGCUGACGGCGACGUUCAGAUGAUGGAUGCAUAUCCCCCAGUCCAGUGUCAGGUGGAUACGGAUGAAGACGAUAGGACGUCCAAUGCCACCACCCUCAUCGAAAACCACGACGAUCGUGAAAUGGACGCCGACGGCGAUGUGGAGAUGACAGACGCCUAUGCGCUCGAUCAAGAGGACAAGGACAAAAAUGUGGAGAUCAAAAGCAGCAGGAGCAGCAGCACGACCAGCGCGUCUUCUUCCGUUGGCAGGACCACGGACGUCGAUUCGGUCAAGAAAAUUGAGCGCUGGGCCGAGACCGCUUCGGUCCCGAGCGCCGCACUAACCAAGCCCGCCGCCGUCAAGUCGGUCAGCAUCAACGUUGGUCUUCUUAGAGUCCAAUACGACUCCGAGGAAGGACACAUCGACAUCCAGGGCUACUAA